CCUGUGAUCAGCUGUCACGGGACGACGCCAGAGCCAGAUGGAGAGCCCAGACAUUUAACCUCUCAAAUAAUAUUACGGUACAAGAACUGCUAUGAGGGUGGUGCACUACCUCUGGUGCCCAUAUUAACACCUGCAUAAUUUUAGAUCUGCAGCAUGGCAGCCGGAUUGAUUGAGGUUGUGAGUCAGUCGCUCCACUUGCCCCCUCACUACUGCUGCCAAGGACCACUGCCUGAUACAGUUGAGGCCUAUAUAUAUUAUCCAUGGAUAAGGGCAGUAGUAAGAGAUGGAACAUUUUAUAUCCCAAUGCUACAUGACACCCUUAGUGCAGCAGAGAUUCAGUCAGCCUUGCAGCUUGGAGAGAGGAUAGGCGACUUGUGGCAGCGGGUGUUAAUUCAGGUCAUUCCAAAAAAUGAAACCCAGGUGUAUCCUUUAGCACGAAAUUCUGGCCAUUCUCCUGGACUAAUGGCCGAUGUUUCCUACUCCCAGCUGCUUCAUUAUGUAGCAACCUCUAAUAACAAGAACUUGUGGAAAGAUGCUUACAAGAAAUACUCAGAGCAUGGUGUAGCAGUGCAGUGGAAAGGUGGAGCUCAGGUAGGGACGGACAGCAUGCACAAUGUUUUGAGGGAAGUGCUGUGGAGACUGUAUGGCUGCAAAGUUAUUCCCAUACGAGGAGAUACCCCAGUGCACGGUGGGAUACAAGGCAGCCGUGUUCCUGGCCCUCACACCAAUGUGCUGCCGGCCAUAUGUGCUUUUGAAGCAGACCAACAUAUAUUAGUUAUGCUGAAUAGCGUUUACCAUAAUGUUCUACAGUGUGUCUCAUUUAGCCCAGGCAAGUUAAUUGGAUCUGAAGCACGGCCGCUCUUUAUACUUUACCAGAUUUUGGAAGCGGCUAGAGAUACACAUGAUCGAGGGCUUCACCUUGGGAAUUUUACCUUGAGUCACCUUUUUAUUGAUGACUCUCUCUACCUCAGCUUGCUGCCAAGCAUUCCUGAUAACUUGAUUCAGCCAGACUCACUACACUCUCAGCACACAACCAAAGAGAAAGCAGAGAUUGAAGUCAUACAGGAGACUGACUCGGGAAGAGAGAGAAGCAGAGUAUCACCUUCAAUGGAUGCAAGUCAGUGUAUUGAAGUCCCCAAAUCUGAUCACAUAUCGGACACACAAGAUCUGUAUGCGGAAAAUAAUUACGCCACUCAAUGUCAACAAACUAGUACUAAGUUAUUCUACUGUCCAGUAACUAUGACAAAAAAAGUUUAUGAUAAUUUUCAAGUUAACGAUGGUGAUAGUGAGGAAACUAAACACUUAAGUGCAUUAAGUCAGUUAGAUAGAAGAUUGCUUCCAUAUCAGAAACUAAUGUCUAGUGAAGAGGCUUUUGAUAUCUUAAAACAGGUGGACAGCAACAGUGUUCAAGAUGCAGAACUGGAGGUGCUCCUUCAGUGCUCUUUAGUGCAGCUUACUCAACUCUGGGUUGGCCACCAGAUAACGACUCUUGAUUACCUACUAUGCCUUAAUUUUUAUGCGGGCCGAAAGUUCAACUCGCCCCAUCAUCAUCCUACAGUGCCAUGGGUGAUGGAUUUCUCUAGCAGAAAUGGUGGAUGGCGAGAUCUAACCAAAACUAAAUUUCGACUAAAUAAAGGGGAUCAACAGUUAGACCAUACAUACCAGAUGGCAGCUAGUCAUGGACAGAAUAAGCAAGCAGUUGCACAUCAUGUGACGGAAGUAUUCAGUGAGAUCACUUACUAUGUAUACAAGGCUCGUGUAACCCCAAAGGAGAUUUUGACUAAGUAUGUACGUCAACAGUGGGUGCCAGAACAUUAUCCAGCUACAAUAAGUCGGCUUUAUCUCUGGACUCCAGAUGAGUGUAUACCUGAAUUCUACAUCGAUUCAUCUAUUUUUAAGAGUAUCCACCAGGACCUAAGUGACUUGGAAGUACCUGAAUGGUGUGAAGAUGCUGCAGACUUCAUGCACUUCCAUCGCUCUGCUCUCGAGAGUGAGAGAGUGUCGCAGCGUCUUCAUCAUUGGAUUGACCUUAACUUUGGACACAAGUUGUCUGGUGGAGCAUCAGUAAAAGCUAAGAAUGUGUGCCUGCAGCUAGUGGAUGCCCAUACAACCCUUACUACUGGAGGAGUUGUACAGCUGUUCACUACACCUCACCCUCCAAGACUAACACCAUCUCCGUACCUUGGCAGAUCACCGCCCAAGUUCAGUAUCGCUGCACAACAAGAAACAAAAUUUGAAAAAUGUGACGAGGCAAGUGAGGCAGACUCGGCACCAGAACGGCAGGAUGAAGAAAUGGAAAGUGUCAAGUCUUUGGCACUUUCCAAAAAAUUAAGUCGAUCUAGAACGUCUCUGUUUGAGGAAAAGCAAACAGAGUUACCGAAUAUCCAAUUACCUCAUGAAUAUAAUCCACUUGUAGCACUUAAUCAAGUUGAAAUGUUAUUUAAUUUGGUAUUGAAAGCAUCAAGAAGUAUUCCAGAGCAAUCAAUUAAGUGUAGAGACAUUCAACAAGCCGUGAAGCAGGCAGCCCACUUGAGGCGUGUCAGAGACAUACAGGUAAUAGGGUGCAUUAUUGUGGAGAUUUUCUCACACUCAAAAUGUAGGAUUCUGAGUAAUAAAGCUUCACUCAAAGAGAGAUACGCUCAUGCUCGCAAACUUCUCACGCACGACCAAACUGAUAUUCCUCGGUGCAUACGGCAUACUUUACAAGUAAUAUUUCAGAUAAUGAACUGGAGAGAUGCUAAGGACAACUCGCUACCUAAUAAAUAUGAGCCAGUGUCAUCAGAUGGUUUGCCACCUCCAAGCCCACAUCAGUUGCUUCAACCCCUUAUUAAUGUAAUUGUCUUCCCAUCAUACUUUCCAAAACUGUAUAGAUUUGUAUGCAAGAUGAGACAAUACUCACAGCUUUUGAAUGAAGCUAAUAUGUUGCUAAGUGAAUCCCAGAAAAGAAAGGAAUAUAUUCUUAAAGUUGCAGAGAUCAGGGUCAAGAUGGCUGCCAAAGAUUUGCCAGAUUUGUUGCCUAGUUUAUCAGCAGAGGGAUUAGACCUUGUUUUACCAUACUUGAUUGAACUCUUUGAAUAUCCAGAAAGUGCUGUAAAUGCUGCGUGGUACCUGACGAGUCUCAUUGCUCAAGCUCUGGGACCAGAGGAAGCAAAUAAACACCUCUUGCCUCCUGUAGUGAAACUUUUUGAGGCCGAAACUGUGACCGACAAACAUCUCAAGCUUUUUCAUCGCUCCUUUCUCCUGCAAUUGAUAGUCUGGCAUGGUCUUCACAAGUUUCUCACAUUUUUUGUAACACCAUUGAUUGAAGGUGUUGGUGGAUAUAAGGAAGUACAUGGAAAAUCACAACAGUCUACAGAAAUUGUUAGAAAGCAGUCUACAACUCUCAAGAGUGUGGACAUAAGCCUGUGUGCUGAAAGUAUAACUUCACCCUGUGAGGAAGAUUCCCACUCCAGCACAACAGAGCUCACACUGAAAAUGGACUCCGAAGCAUCUGGUGCAGCUCGCAUUGAGGCUGACCUCACAGAUGCUGAAGCAGAAGCAGAGCCAGAGGUAUUUGUGUUUGAAGGGGGUGAAGAUGAAGUAGAUGUUAGUUCCCCAGACACUCCUAUGCAAGAUGCAAGUGACCAGUUGAGAUCACCGCUGGCAUCAGAAACUUUAAGUCUGGAUGAAGUAUCACUGCAGGAAGGAAUAGGAUCUAUCCCAUCUCUGUGUCCUUCUCCACACUCCCCUUCUAUGAGUGGGGAUGAGGAGGAGCCAGUAAGUGACCCAGACACCCCUACUCCUCUUGCUGCUGCUUACACAGCUUUACCGGCAUCCACCACUACUAACAUCAACAUUCCAAAAAGUGGUGUAACUGGUGUUUCAGUGAUCAAAUCUGCGGGAGAGUACUCUACUUCACUCCCUGACUUUCGUUUAGAAAAAGGGAGAUUUAUCACUAACAUUGACAUUGGAGAAAAUAACAAAGAUUCUUUUAAAACUGCUUUUCAUGAUGUUGAAAAUCAGAACAGUAAACAUAAAUUGGACCUUGAUCAUAGCAUGUCAGAUGUUUGUUGUGAGAGUGUGCUCUGGCUAGCAGGAAGAUUGGGUCCAGUUCUUACUUCCCGCUAUGUUACACGGAAUCUAUUGAGAAUGCUAACCUUGUGUUAUCUCCCAGACUCGGGAGCUCUGGCCCCAAUACCUACGGAUCCAUUAGAUGAACUGUCGGUUACAAGAAAACGUAUUCUUGGUGAUCAUUACGCUAAAAAAGUGCUCCAUUGUCUCUCGGAAAUUGCUUGUUUAUAUGGUGAGCAAGUCAUUUUACUGCAAUACCUGUGCCACAUCUGUGAGUUGGUGGCAUCUUGUCGACGUAAAUUGUCAGCAACAAUGGAAGGUGGCGUUUUGGGAGCCAUGGCUUUACUGCAACACCUCUUGCCAUACCUCACUGACAGUACAUUUAUGGAACACUUACAGGAAACACUAAUUCGUAAUGCAGUUUACCCUGUAAUUCGUCUCUUGUCAUCAACCAAAGUCAAUUUCCCCCAUGGUGGAGCAGCACGGGGAGUUCUAGCUUGCCGAGUUAUUGACUGCCUCUUUAUCAUGGCACUGAGAGUGGGUCGGGAAAUGAGUAAAAGCAUCUUGAUGCCCACUAUUACACGACUCAUGACAGCUUUUGAUAAAUGUCACACUAAUUCUUCAAGUCAGCUUGGAGCAUCACCAAGAUCACUUGAAGCAGAAGUAGUCCUGGGAGGUGGUGAUGAAGCAUCACCGGCAGGUGGCCUCCAAGCAUCCCCUGGAUCUAAUGUAGACUCUGUCAAGCUUAAGGCUUUAGAAGAGCUUAAACAGGUGCUGACACCUGAAUUGGCCUACCUCUCGUAUGUUCCGCUGUGCAGGUUCUUGGGAGCCUCCUACAUGGAGGCAACACUGCCCAAUCAUGACCUCUUGCGAUCCCUCUGUCUCCAGUAUGAUGAGAACACCCAGGCUGAACAUGCUGCAGUAUUGACAGAUGAUGGCUUGGGGCUAAACAACUCGACGAGCUUAGCAGAUGAUACAAGUGGGAGAAAAACCAGCACCCGCAGCACCAAUGUGGCCAUGACAGGAAACAGGAUCGAUAUCAGGGAGACAGCAGAUGGCUUCUCCAACACCCACUCAGACCUUCCACCUUCUAUUGGGUUUGCCACGACAGUUGACAUAACCAAGUACACUGGCACCAGGAUGGACAAUUCUCAAAGGCAUUUACGUGGUAAUUGGCUGGCCUAUUGGGAACACGAGAUUGGAAGGAGUGAACAAGAUGCAAGAUUCAACUUCAAGCAGAUCAAACUGCAGACCUUCACAGGGCACACCAACAGUGUGAAAUCCAUACAUGUGCUUGACAAUGAGAACUCCUUUAUAUCAUGUAGUAAAGAUAAGACUGUGAAGCUGUGGUCCCUUCGUAGCCAGGGUGAUGGAAAUACACAUGUAAGUGCUCAGUGGACAUACACUGGACACAAGAAAUCGGUUUUUGGAGUCACUUUCUCUGACUCGAUGCGGUAUGCAGCAUCGUGUGACUCCACUGUUCAUGUCUGGGACCCCUUCAUCUGUGCUGGGGUAAAGCAGCUCGACUCUCUUCGUCACAGUCCUGUUACAGUAUUGACAGCCAUGGCAGCACCGUCCACACUGCUAGUAGCAGCAACAACAGAUGCAACGCUCAAGUUUAUUGACCUUCGUACAUGCAACUACACCCAUGAGUUUAAGGUAUCUAUGGGAGGUGCUGGUUUAGUUCGCUGUAUUGACACUAGUGGGGAUGGACGGCUUGUUACAGUGGCACAUUCCUCUGGGGUCAUCUCGGUCCUGGACACAAGAACAGGACAUCUUCUUUCAACGUGGAAACCACAUGAGGGCGAGGUGCUUUGCAUGAAGUGGUACAAAGAUGGAACAUUCAUCAGCUCAGCCCUGGACCAGACUGUGUCAGUGUGGAGUGUGGAUGAUAGUAAACUAAAGUUCACCCUCAGGGGUCCAACAGAACCUGUCCAUCUCAUCUGCCUCUAUGGAGAUGAGGUUAUCACAGGGACUACUGCUAAUCGCAUUGGAGUUCAUACAUCUGUUUCCCCUACAGCAUCUUUCUCCUCUACACGAUUACGAUCAGACACAUUCCGAGGAGUUUUAACUACAAUGGCUGUUUUACCACUAAACCGGCUGCUCCUCCUUGGCGCUGAUAAUGGAACUAUAAGGCUACUUUGUUAAUAUAUAUCAUGGUUAUGUGAAACUCAUCAUUCAUUGAUUUCCAGUGCAUCAUGUCAUUGUCACACCUAGUUGUAAGAUUAGCCUCACCGAGUCCAUCCCUUUUCAAUAACCUAACAUUGGUAGAAGAAAUUCUCGGAUAUAAGUAUCUAAUUGUAAAAUUCUAAGAAGAAACACGACACAUUUUGAGCUCGAAAGUACUACUUUCCUUAUACUGUUGUCUUCCUAAUCUUAUAAUGGUAGUACUCUACAACCAAAUAAUGGUAGUACUCUACAACCAAAUAAUGGUAGUACUCUACAACCAAAUAAUGGUAGUACUCUACAAUCAAAUAAUAGUAGUACUCUACAACCAUGCUUUACAACCAUAUAAUGGUUGUUCACUACAAUCAUGUAAUGGUUGUUCACCACAGCCAUAUAAUGGUAGUUUGCUACAACCAUAUAAUGGUAGUACUAUAUAAUUUGAAUUCAUUAUAUAUACAAUUAUUUGAUUCCAUAAUUUGUGUUACUUGUUCCUUUUAAUAUUAUGUACAGUAACGUAAUAUUAAUGCAUGCGGCCAAGGAUGACGGUAACUCAGGAAUUAUUCUGUGCACCAUAGACAACUCUUGAAGUAUUCGCUGCAGGUUCACUCACCCGAUGGCAGCAGAGGCCUACACUUGUUGUGGUACAUUACACACUUGGGUAAUUACACAGCAUACCUUUAGUGUACUCGCCUAGUUAUGCUUGCGGGGGUUGAGCUCUGGCUCUUUGGCCAAUUACAGUGUGGAGAGCAACACAUUAAUUUUGAUAGAAAAUUGCAAAUAGAGUUGUUCUGUUCAUGUCUCCCCCCCCCCACACACCCCUUCUCACCGAUAUAUUUCAUUAUCAUUAUCCUAUUUAUAUUAUUUUUAUACGUAACCUACGUAAGUUAUGGUAUCUUGUGUAUCAUAAUAUCAUAAUUGAAUCUGUUGUAUAUAAAAUUAUACUUUGCAGGUGAGGGGGUAACCCUGCUCUAAUAUAAUAAUCUGGAGAAAAUCUGUACUGUAUCUAUAAAAACUCAUAAUAUUAGGUUACAAAGUGGUGGAUCAGUGUACAUGGCAUUUGCAUGCUGUAGUAGUGACUUGCCUCCCAUUUGAUCAUGAAUAAAGUGCACUUACCAAAGGUUUGGGGCUGUACAGGCAGUGAGAAGUAUUUAUUUAUUCUGCAUUAUGUUAGUGACCUAUAGUCAUGGUUAUCACAUUGCUUACAAAAAUCUGGUCUAAAUAUUAUUUGAGAGAAGGUCAUCGUCAUAUUACUUAAUACAAGUCUAUUGAAGUCUGUAAUGUACAGUCAUCAAGAGAGAGAAUGGUUUACUGUAAUACUGUUUAUAUCUCUGUGAGCAUUACAAAAUCAUUCCAAAAGUCAAAUAUUCCUUCUGUAAGUGUAGUUAUAUUCUUGAUUGAGAUUAUACUGCAAAAGUACUACAUUAUUUAUUAUCUCUUGUGUUGUAAAAGUAUUUAUCCCAAACAUCUCAAAGAAAAUAGUCUGAGUAAGCAGUUUAUACAUUUAUAAGUUUGCAGACUGGGAGUCACAAUAACGUGGCUGAAAUAUGUGUGACCAAACCAGACACUAGAAAGUGAAGGGACGAUGACGUUUCGGUUCAUACAGGACCAUUAUUAAGGUGAUUGAAGGGACGAAAUGUCGUCAUCCCUUCACUUUCUAGUGUGUAGUUUGGUCAAAGAAAUUUAUAAGUUUACCCGUUUUAAGUUGACUUUUAAAUACAGUACUGCACUAGUAAUUUCAGUAGAUCAGAGUGCUGAGUUUUUUCUUUCAGGGAACACAGUAUUGCAAAUACCCAUAACAUGAAACUCGAGCAUUAAAAUGUAAAAGUUCAGUCGAUGAAUUAUAAUAAGUUUAAGGCUGAAUGAGUCUGUGUUCAUUGAUGCCACUUGAUGGAAAAAUCCCUCAAGGUAUGGUUAUCGUCAUGUGUUGAUCGUCUAGUGACUCCAGUGGAAUGCAGUCAUAGUCAAAUGUAGAUCUGCAUCUUGCAUCAGCGUUUGAAUACCAAAAAUGCUGAUGUGGUUCCAAUAGCUCAAUGGUGUCUCAGCAGUCAUGAGAAAACACUAAAUAAUUUGGAGUCAGAUAGACUUUAGCUCAUGGUCAUCAACAUAUAAAGAUGACUGCACUUACCUGGCCAACAUAAAAGAUCUUCACAAAUAUAUUUAUUUUGAUAUUGUUUUUACUUCUGUAUACAGAUUCCCCUCUUUUGAAUAUAUUUCAUAUAAUAUAAAAUAAAAAAAUUUAUACAUUUUUAUUAUUUGGGUUCCCAUCAAAAUGUAAUGGCGACAAUUGCCACAACAAAUGUUGAUCAUUGUCCAGUCAUAAUAAGAGUAGAUGCAUUUUGAUUUAUCUUCCAUCCAUUUUGAUCUACCAUGGCAAAAUAAGAAAAAAGUAAUAAUUUUUGUCACAAGUCAAGGUGACAAUUUUGAUGAUAGCUGCACUCUGAAGAAUAAAAUGGAAACUUAUGUAAUAGGUGGCCUUUAUGUAUGUUUAUCAUUAUAAUUUCUAAUAAUUUUUCUCUUUCAUGAGGUGGAUAAGCACUUAAAAUUUAGUCAAGAGAAGAUGGAAAAUGGGUCCCCACCCCAUCCUUCUCCCAUAUUAUUGAGGAAUGGGGAAAGUAAAUCUAGAACAACAAUUUGUCAAACUAGUUAGAAAUGUUAAAAAAAAGAAAUAGAAAAACCUGCGGGGCAAGGUAAAGACAAAUCCUAAAGAUUUUGUUCAUAUAUUGUAUAACAAACAAAGAUGAGGGAAAAGACUGGGCCAUUGAAAACUUAAGACAGGUCAAGUAACUGAUAAUGACAAAGAUAUGGGUGGCAUUUAAAUAAUCUUAAAAUUUGCUAGAGAAGAACUUAAUAUUAUGCCUACAGCUGAAGAUGUUUGUGUAAGUGGUGGAGGGAACAAGUUUGCUUGUUUAGUGGUUACCAGAGAGGAAGAUAUUUAACAAACAGAAAAAUUGAAGCCAAACAAGUCCCCCAGGGCAUAUUAAAUAUUUCCCAGGGUGAUUAAAGAAUGUAAAGAAUAGCUUAGUUAACCCAUGUCUUGCACAUUCAAUAAAUCAUGUAAAGUUGAGCAGAGUACCAGAGUGUUGACUAGACCACACACUAGAAGGUGAAGGGACAAUGACGUUUCGGUCCGUCCUGGACCAUUCUCAAGUCGAUUGUGUUUCGGUCCAGGACGGACUGAAACGUCGUCAUCCCUUCACCUUCUAGUGUGUGGUCUGGUCAACAUACUUUAGCCACGUUAUUGUAACUCAUCGCCUGCAGAGUACCAGAGUCAUGGAGAGUCUGUAAAUGUGGUGGUGAUUUUUAACCCUUGGACAGCAGCAAUGGAGAAAUGGUCAUACUGCACAAACAAAAUAAAAAAAAUCAAAUAUUUUUUUUCAUUAUAGAAUUAUUAAUUUGUAUGCAGAAUAUAAGAAACAUGAAAAUAAGUGAAUAUUUAUUGUUUCAGUGGGUAGGGGCAUGCUGUAAGUUUGCAUCUGGUAUUUGUCAAUGCCAGGUGCUCGAUUUUGCUAACACUUCCUGAUUUAUUCUCUGAUGUUUCACUUAUUUUUUUUAUCACUUUUUUUUCUUUAUUUACAUCCACAGAGCUUUUAUAUCCAUAUUUACAUCACACAUGUAAACCCCAGACACUAAUUGUUUAAAUCAUCUUAUGAUGAUGACUGCAUUUCCCUAGUAACAUUCUUGAUGAUAAUUGCAUUUAUACCAUGAAAUGGUGGCAGGAUUUUUUCAUGGGUCAAGGUAAACUUCACUACAUCCACAUUGACCUAUUAUAGCCAUAUUUGCAUCAUACAUGUUAAACCCAGACAAUGAAUUUUCAAUGAAUCAAAAGCAAAGCAUUUGAUUCUGUGCAUUAAAAGAGUAUCUUAAAAAAAGUUAUGGUAUUGCAGUGGUUAUCCUAGGUUGGAUUAAUGUUUUGUUAUUUAAAAGUACAGUAUGUGGAGUGUUCCCAUAAAUGGAGUUAAGUCUGAGUGUAUAGGAAUAACCUUUUGAUGGUUAUUCAGGGAUGGACUGAGAAUCCUCUAAUGUAUCCGUUUUUCAAGUACUGGUUUAGUAGAGAAGUAUUAAGACAAAAAAGUCUAAUGUGUCAGAGAUUAGUAUGAUCACACUGAUCCAGGCUGGAAUCUGCAAUGUCCCUGGGGAGAAUGAGAUAUUGUUUAGGGAAACGACCAAGUGACCACAUCAGAAAGUAGGGAGUCAUCUACACACAAUGCAUUAUUCAUGGACUUGGUUAUCAAGAAUUAUCAAGAAUAACUGGCUCACAAUUGAAGGACCCGAGUUCAAUCCCCAGACAGGACAGAAAAGGUUGGGCAUGUUUCCUUACAUCUGAUGCCUCUGUUCACCUAGCAGUAAAGAGGUAUCUGGGAAGUACACAUUUGUUGUGGUUUGAAUCCUGGGGAAGGUCAGUAGUUGGCCUUGGCCCGUGGGGACCUCAAUAAACCUAAUUACUGUAUUGUACAAGCUUGCAGGCGAUGAGUCACAAUAACGUGGCUAAAGUAUGUUGACCAGUACUCAUGGGAAUUAUAGUAUUCAUAAUUUAUAAGCAGCAUUGAAUUAUUUAUUUUGACAUUAAUUUUACCCAUUUUACCUGAUUUACCUUUUAAUUUUAAAUUAAAAUUAUUUUUUACAUAAAAUUUCAAGUGAUUACACAUACAGUAAUUCAAACUGUUGGUAAGUUUGGGAAUGAGAGGUUGAGGCAUGUGUUGUGUACCAGUGAUUGUCCUCACUCCUCCAGUGGCUUCAUCUCUUCUUGGCCUCAACCCACCACUAUGGAAUCCCUUAUAUCAAAAUCUAAUUAAAUUAAUCUCAUCAUAUGUACCAAAGAUUUAUGAUAUUAUACAUGUAAUUUAUAUUAAUUUUUAAAUUAAACUAACAUUAUAUAUAUAUAUUAGCUGACACUGCAGUGUAUUUUUAAUAAAUAUAGUAAGUAGUUAUUAAAAUGCAAGUAUUUUGAUAAAAUGUUAUACUGUAUUGUAGUUUGAAAAAUACAGUUUGUUACAGAAAUCCAUUCAUAUCAAUCACACUGCCUACUAAGAAGUAUGGCCAGCCAUCAUUCUCCAUCAAGGAUGUGUUCUGAGGAAACCUAGGCACAUACCUAUCUGUGAAAAUUGAACUUAAGAUUAUACAGUACAUUACAGUAGUGUGUGGAAACUAGUAAUCGUUCAAGACCACCCAUUCAAUUUUGAUCCGAUUAUGUGAAAUCUGGAUUCCUCCCAAAAAAUUUGGCCCUUGUUUUUCUCUUCACCUAAUUUUCUAGAUUUUUCUUAUAGCAAAGGAUGAAUGCAUACAUUGCUGUAUUCACAAAUUCAAAUAAUAUACUGUAUUGUAUAUGUGAUUUCAUUUUGUAAGUAGAUGAGAGUACGUACAUGUGAACUUUCUUUUCUCCACGAGGCCAUCUUGCGGUGCAGCAGGCCUUGCAGAAUAUAUAGAAUGUGUCGUGAUGCAGCACAGCACAGUAUCUUCAAGUGUGUGUGUUAAGCACAGUGAACUCUGCACCAACUCAUGGACAGUAAACCCAGCAUCUGCAUUUAGUAAAGUUUUGUAGAAAGCUAAUGGGGAAUUUUGCAAAUACUAAACAUGUGGGUAAUGAUGGCUGACCAUACAGUAUACAUCAUGUAUUAAAUUAUAGAUUGAAGCUUCUCUUCACUUGGCAUGUGUCUAUUAUACUCUGCUUUAAAAUAUACAACUACAGUAGUUGUAACUUUGCUCAUUGUUUGCAGAAUAUUAUGUUUUAUAUAAUAAUAAAGCAAUACAUAUUCAUAUAAUACAGUACCUCAAAUGUGUUAUAGGUGGCACCUCGAGUGUGUGUGUGUGUGUGACAGGUGACACCUUGAGUGUGUGCUACAGGUGGCAUCUCGAGUGUGAGCGUGUGUGACAGGUGGCACCUUGAGUGUGUGUGUGUGACAGGUGGCAUCUUAAGUGUGUUACAGGUAUACAGUGUUCUAACAACCACAAUUACCUCAAAACCCUGAUUGACAGUUUUGGGAAGUUGGCAACUUUGAGAGGAAGAAAAUACACUUGCUUGAACAUGAUUAACUUUCUGGUUUUGUUAAUUGUAAUUUUUUAAAUUCAUUUUAGAUCACUGUUGGAUAUUCACCAUACAUUAUGAAUAAUUUAAAAUAAAUCUUGCCUCCUUAACUAACAUGCAAGACAAUAAUUAUGAUUUUGUAUUUUUAUCAACAAAUUAAAAUAAUAUUGCAUAUAUUUUCCACUGCAGUAAAAGUGUAAUUUAUUUAGUGUCGAAAUUUUAUAAAUGAUAAAUAAUACUGUAAUUAGAAUAUCUGCUGACGACUGAUCACACACCCGAGGCAGCUAUUAUGUACUGUACAUGUUUGUUUCAGAUUAUAAAAUGUGCCCAAGACAGUCGAGGAUAUUAAGUGAAUGAAAACUUCAGCUGUGUAUCAAAAUUCUAAGAUUAAUUUGAUAUUUGUCUGAAAUUGUAAAUUCUCGUAAUUGUCAUGUACUGUAUUAGAAAAGUUUCUCUAAUAUGUCAUACAGUAUAUUAAAGAUUUUCUAGUUAUGUAAAUACAGUAUUGAUAGUGAAAAAAAAUUUAUUAAUGGCACCUAUUGGACAAAGUUAAACGUAGUCUUAGGAAGUAAAAACUGAUUUUAGUGUGUAUAUAGGUGUAUAUAAUAUUAAUAAAUAAAACAUUACUUAUAAAUGUACAGUACCACUAUUUAUCUACAUGUUUUACUUUAAUAACAAUUCUGUCCAACCACUAUUAAAGCUAUAUUUUUACUAAAAAACAAAACACAGGCAGUUAUUCCAUUUCUGUGCCAAGGCUUUUCCAGAUGUGAUAACACCCUCUGGUGAUCAUUUUUCAUUCCACUUUGUACUUGUCCUCGGCAUUGUACGUGUACCACCACACUGUUGUCAGCCGGUGUUCUCUCUCUCUCAAUAAAUUACAGUAUUGGCAUAUACUAUUAAAAAUCUUAAACAUUGCAUAUGAUACAGGGUAUUUCCAUUUAUUUUCCAUGUGUAUUUCAGUUAACACACGUGUAUUCACUUCAAUGCAUUUGUAGCUUGUGUAUUUCAGUUAAUGUGAAUUCAUAUACAUAUUGAGAGAAAUGUUUGUGGAAACUUUAUAUUCUGUAAAACUUUAAUUCAGAAUUUAAGUGUUAGUUAAUUAAGGUUUUAUUUAUUUUGUAUUUUUUUGUCAUGUAAAAUGAAUGGCAUAGUGUAAGCCUUUAUAUAUAUAGGUGUUUUUAAUAAGAUUUUGGUUAUUAAAAUUAUUAAAAAGUUA
Molecule: messenger RNA, 13454 nt
Organism: Procambarus clarkii (red swamp crayfish)
Lineage: Eukaryota; Metazoa; Arthropoda; Malacostraca; Decapoda; Cambaridae
Gene: Wdr81
Product: WD repeat domain 81
Biological process (GO): aggrephagy
Cellular component (GO): mitochondrion
Molecular function (GO): protein binding; phosphatidylinositol 3-kinase regulator activity
Source: RefSeq, a predicted model, not a curated record